Messenger RNA from Rana temporaria (common frog), 2321 nucleotides. RefSeq names its product synapsin III (gene SYN3). Gene Ontology annotation, molecular function: ATP binding. The transcript is spliced from 14 exons. Lineage: Eukaryota; Metazoa; Chordata; Amphibia; Anura; Ranidae. Gene Ontology annotation, cellular component: synaptic vesicle membrane; synaptic vesicle. Gene Ontology annotation, biological process: neurotransmitter secretion. The record is from RefSeq and is a predicted model, not a curated record. The coding region runs from base 186 to 1949 and encodes 587 amino acids.
GCUGGGGAUGAGGACACUGUGUGGCUGCAGAGAGAGAGCUGGCUCUGUCUGAUGUUACAGGAAGCAUUAAUAAUAAGCUCAAAGACUGGGAAAGAGUUUGGGAACCCAACUGGAAAGGUCCAUCCACUGACCCUCAUACAGUAGAAACUCUUAGGGCUUCCAAGUUUCAUCGCUAGGCCAUAGCCAUGAAUUUCCUACGCAGACGUCUCUCUGACAGCAGUUUUGUGGCCAACCUUCCCAAUGGCUACAUGAUGGACCUUCAACGACCAGACAAUUCCACAAGUUCCCCGGUGUCCCCGGCCAUGGAGAGGAAACAACAGCAACCUUCACAGGUUCCAUCUUCUACUUCUGCACCAGGUUCAAGCCUCUUCAGUUCUUUCACCAAUGCAGUAAAGCAGAGCACUGCAGGCCUAGUAGAGCAGACCGGACCUCCGCCACCUCCUGUGGUCCUGAAACCCAAGAUUCUCCUGGUGAUUGAUGAUGCCCACACAGAUUGGGCCAAGUAUUUCAGAAGCAAGAAAGUGAACAAGGAUUAUGAAAUUCGGGUGGAGCAGGCCGAAUUCUCAGAACUGAACCUAGCUGCAUAUGUUAACGGUGGCUGCAUGGUGGAUAUGCAAGUAAUCCGGAAUGGCACCAAGGUGGUGAGAUCCUUCAAACCGGACUUUGUGCUUAUCCGUCAGCAUGCAUACAGCAUGACUCUUGGGGAGGAUUUCAGAAGCCUGAUCAUGGGCCUGCAGUAUGGGGGAGUGCCCAGCGUCAAUUCUCUGUACUCCAUCUACAAUUUUUGCAGCAAACCCUGGGUGUUUUCGCAGCUCAUUAAGAUCUUCCAUAGACUCGGCGCUGACAAGUUCCCCUUAGUGGAUCAGUCCUUCUUCCCAAACCACAAGCAGAUGCUGACGACACCAAGUUUUCCAGUGGUAGUGAAAAUGGGCCACGCUCAUGCUGGAAUGGGCAAGGUUAAAGUGGAUAAUCAGUAUGACUUUCAGGAUAUGGCCAGUAUCGUGGCCAUGGCGAAAACCUACGUGACCUCUGAGCCAUUCAUAGACUCCAAAUACGAUAUCCGCAUUCAGAAAAUCGGCAAUAACUACAAAGCCUAUAUGAGGACAUCGAUUUCUGGGAACUGGAAGGCAAACACUGGAUCGGCCAUGUUGGAACAGAUCGCCAUGACUGACAGAUAUCGCUUAUGGGCAGAUUCAUGCUCUGAACUUUUCGGCGGUCUGGACAUCUGUGCUGUGAAAGCCGUCCACAGUAAAGACGGCAAAGAUUUUAUCAUUGAGGUGAUGGACAGCUCCAUGCCUUUGAUUGGAGAGCACGUGGAGGAAGACCGCCAGUUGGUGGCCGAUCUUGUUGUUGCAAAGAUGACAGAGCAUGUCCAGACCAAAUCGUCUUCUCAGCCCAGACAGCAGCCCCAACAAAUGCAGCCACAGGCCAUCAAACCACAAAUGCAGCCACAGCCGGGUCCACAGGGAGCUUCAGGAGUUUCGGCAUCAGCACAGCCGCGGCCCCCACCACAAGGUGGAGCCCGGCCAGGACAAGGGCCAGCACCUCCCAGGACAGGGGCCCCACCUCAACAAAGGCUUUCUCCACAAGGACAGCAGCCUCAAACAUCCCAGCCUAGUUCCCCACAGCCACAAAGAUCUCCAAAUUCCCCUCAACUGCCCAGACCAGCCAGUGGCACCCCUCCGGGACAGGCACCCAAAUCUGCCUCCACCUCUCCACAGCAGCCCAGACCCCCUACUCAGGGGCAGCCACAGCCCCAACAGGCGCAGAUGGGAGCAGCUGUCAAGUCUCAGCCCUCUCCUCACCCUCACCUAAACAAAUCCCAGUCACUGACCAACAAUUUCAAUAUCUCCGAUCCCUCACAAAAAGGUUCCAGUAAUGAGGAUGAAGCAAAAGCUGAAACCAUUCGAAACUUGAGGAAAUCCUUUGCCAGCCUGUUCUCUGACUAAUCUCCGGUUCUUAUAGCCUUCAAAGAGGUAUAUUCAGUCCAACAUCACCCAAAUUUACAAAUAAAAUACAACGAUCCUUUCAAAUCAUGCCCUCUGUGAUAGGAUCGCAUUGAAACAUCUGAUCCAGUCCCUUCAGAACCUCAGAUCUUCCGUUCAAGAAUUGUAUUAACCGCUGUUAUAAAGCAACGGCAACUGGGCUUAAUGAACUUUAGAAGCUUGCCACUGACAUCUCAAGAUGCUUUUAAAUGUUCCUAAUCAGCUGGAUAUAGAAAACGUGACAUUGUUCAACCGCUGGGAUUCCUCUCCAGAUAGCCAGACUCCCAGAUGUCUGCUUCCGUGGUGUCCCCUUGUGUACAUAGUAUAAAAAAAAAA